UACAGCCACUUGCAUGGUGAUCGGUGUCUUGACGUUCCCUGCUGGUUGGGAUUCCGAGAUAGUGCGGGACGUAUGUGGUCCACAAGCCGAUGACUACAAUCCAGGACAGUGCGGAGUACGCUGGGCUUACAUUCUGGCCAUCAUCGGCGUCUGCGACUGCGCUGUGCUUGCGGCUUUAGCAUUCGUCCUCGGCACUCGAUACGUCAAGCUUCUUCCUGAGAAUUACAUCACUUCCGGAUCCUUAUACAAAGGUGAAGUGAAUACCGCUUUUAUUGCUGAUAACCAGUCAACUCCAUCCAGGAAAUCCACCAACAUUCAACCUGUGAUGGUGAUGCCACCUGGUGUCGAUUCGGAUCACUAUUCUGAAUAUUCCCACCAUACGUUACGCUCAAACAAAGGCUUCCGACAAGACAAUUUCAGCAAUAAUUCCGUAGCAAAUUUCCAGCUGUGAAAGUCAAGGCAGAAAUGAAGAUUUUUGAAGUGAACAAGCAUUUUGAAACCAAUUGCUUCAAACUGUUUAUUCAUUUUAUAUUCUACUACUGAUCGUCUGCAAGACGAUUGAGUGCCACGAAAAGACAGCAUCGGGUACGAUGCCGCUUUGACUAUUAAAAGUGCAAUUCAUGAUGGACUUUAUGAAAGAAAUAUCUGUGUUCAUUCUCCUGUCUUUUCAAUUGUUGUAAUCCGCACAGAGGUAGAAAGUCCUCACUUCUAUGAUUAUCCAUAUAUCAUAUAGCGCCAUUUUGUGUACUUCCUAUUAAAAUGUAUUUUUUGACAUAUAAAAAAGGCAACACAAGAUACAAACACAAGAUGGCGUUACGUGAUAUAUUAUUAUUAUAGGAUGAAAUGUUCACUGUGUUAUUAAUUAAUGCAUAUUCCAGCACAAAGACAUUUGUCAUUAAAGCGAUUAUAGAUUAUUUUUAGUGAUAAUGUUAUUUACUUUUAACUUUAAAAAUUAUAUUGUCCUCGCGUUUUGCGUGGAAUACCCGUUACUCGACUAAAGUUAAUUUGCUUCGAAAAAUUUUCAGUAAAAUGAUUUAUGCUAAAGUAAUGAAACAUAAUGGAUACUUUUGUUUAAGUUAAUGAAGAGUUAAAGUAAUAAGUUUUUAACAUUUUAACAACUACAUUUUAUUUAAAUGAAAAUAUUGUAAAAGUUAUUUAUUUUAAAUGUGUUUUAAAUAUUUUCUCAUUUCUAUUUUAAAAAUAUUUUCAAAUUUUUAACUUUUCACAAAGCUAAAAAAAAGUAUUUUUUUAGAAAUUAAAGUUAGUCUUAAUUUGCGUGUAUGAAAAUAGCGUAAAAGUUUAUAUUUCCACAAUCUUUCUUACUUCUGUUCUCUAAAAGUUUAAAAUUUCUAAUUCAAAUUCCAAAAAUUACUUAAAUUUGUAACUUUUGUCAAAUUUAAAAUAUUUUUUAGUAAGUAAAUUUAUUUGCAUGAAAAUAGCAGAAAAGUUAUUUAUUUCCAUAUAAUUCUGAGCUUCUGGGUUCUAAAUAUUUUAAAAUUCUAAUUUCAAAAGUGAUUCAAAUUUAUAAUUUUAUCAUAAAAUUUGAAAUAUUCCAAUUUACAUUUUUUUAAUUCAAUUCAAAUUAAAAAAAAACUAAGUAUGAAAUUUCAAUUUUUUUUUGGGGGGGGGUGUCUACAAGAAAAUUUAGCUUAGAAUAUACUAAUGUAUAAUAAUUAUCAAAUUUCAAAUUAAUUCUUAAACUUACUUUUUGGCGAGAAAUGAGCGUUGACGAUUAUGCCAGAUCUAAAGUGUAAAUAUGAUUAAAAAAAAAGGGACGAACAUCACUUUUAUGAAGUGAAAAAUGCCUAUUAUUUGCAAUAAAUGUAUUAGCCAAAGGGCAUUUAUACACACGUCCAUAUGUCUUGAAUAGGUUGCUGUGAGAAAAUAUUUUUUAUAUAAUGUGUGAAUUGCAGAAUGUAUUUUGUAUAUAAUUAUUUUUAUGUAAUUAAUGUGCUUAUGUUGUUUGUUAUAUAUAUAUA
Molecule: messenger RNA, 1979 nt
Organism: Stegodyphus dumicola
Lineage: Eukaryota; Metazoa; Arthropoda; Arachnida; Araneae; Eresidae
Product: LHFPL tetraspan subfamily member 3 protein-like
Biological process (GO): sensory perception of sound
Cellular component (GO): plasma membrane
Source: RefSeq, a predicted model, not a curated record